AAACCAGUUCUCGUUCCCUACUCGUAUUCUAAAAACAAAACCCAGAAAGAAAGAAAAAAAAAAUCAAUUCGAAAAUAAAUUUCGACUCCGAUUUGAGAAUCUUCUUAAUAGAAGAUGUCGACGGUGUACGUUUUAGAACCUCCGACGAAGGGCAAAGUGAUAAUCAACACGACAUACGGCCCCCUCGAUAUCGAGCUUUGGCCCAAAGAAGCGCCAAAAGCUGUUCGGAACUUCGUUCAGCUUUGCCUCGAAGGCUAUUUCGACAACACAAUCUUUCAUCGGAUUAUCAAAGGCUUCCUCCUCCAAGGAGGUGACCCCACCGGUUCCGGCACUGGUGGAGAAAGUAUUUACGGGAGUACGUUUUCGGAUGAGUUUCAUUCGCGUUUAAGGUUUAAUCAUAGAGGUAUUGUUGCUUGUGCCAAUGCUGGUACGCCGCAUUCCAAUGGGAGCCAGUUCUUUAUAUCGUUGGAUAAAUGUGAAUGGCUUGAUAAAAAGAACACUAUUUUUGGAAAGGUUACCGGAGAAUCUAUAUUUAAUCUUCUGAGGAUAGGCGAGGUAGACACUGAUCAGAAUGACAGGCCUUUGGAUCCUCCUCCUAAAAUAAAAUCUGUUGAGGUGCUGUGGAAUCCAUUUGAAGAUAUUGUUCCGAGAGUAACUUCUAGACCUUUGACCCAGCCUACAGCUGAGGCUGAGAACAAAGAUUCAAAGAAGAAAGCUGUUAAAAAGCUGAACUUGCUGUCGUUUGGGGAAGAAGCAGAAGAAGAAGAGAAAGAAUUGGAAGCGGUGAAGUUAAAGAUCAAGAGUAGUCAUGAUGUAUUGGAUGAUCCCCGUCUCCUAAAGCAAGAAGUUCCUGAUAAAGAACAGGAUUUAGCUGCUGCCAAAGCUGCUAAGGAGUUGCAAUUGUCUGUGAGGGGAGCUCUAAGAUCAAAAAGAGAAGGAGAUAAAAAAGAUGCAGAAGCUGAGUUGUCUGAUUCCCUUUAUCAUAGUGACGACGAUGAAGCCAGUUUUGAUGCUCGAAUGCGUCGUCAAAUACUAAACAGACGGAAGGAGAUUGGAGAUCUCUCACCUAAGCAAAAGAUGCAAAAUGAGAGCUCUAAAGCAAAUGACGAUAAAAUUUCUGCCCGGAGAUCCAAUGAUGAAAGUAGUGAUGAUGAUCAACCAAGGGUUGAAAAGCUGUCCUUGAAGAAAAAGGGUGUCGGAUCAGAAGCCAGAGCUGAGCGCAUGGCUAAAGCUGAUGGAGAUUUACAGUUGUUCAGCGAGGCUGAACGAGGACGAUUAUUGCAAAAACAGAAGAAGCGUAGAAUUCAAGGACGUGAAGAUGAAGUCUUAGCAAAACUUGAGAAGUUUAAGCAAUCUGUUUUUACAAAACCCACUGCUUCUAGCUGUGCGCCUGGAGGUGAUGAUAACGAGGAUUUGUCUGACUGGAAAGCAGUUCGGUUGCAGUUUGCUCCUGAUACCAAGGAUGGUAUGUCUCGCAAGGAUGAUCCAAAUGACUACGUGGUGGUUGACCCUCUUUUGGAGAAGGGGAAGGAAAAAUUCAACCGGAUGCAAGCCAAGCAGAAGCGAAGGGAGCGUGAAUGGGCUGGCAAAUCUCUUACCUGAUCUAUUCCAUGCCUGAUAAAAAUGAUUUGUUGGUUCACAUGAUCGCCAUCGUUUUUUGCUUCGACAGUUCAGCUGCUGCGGGGAUAUGGAUUUAUAAAAUUAUGCAGCCGAAGUCCCCAAAAUUAGACGCAGCCAGCGUCUGAUUUUCAUCGAAGGAAUUAGGUAUUGAUCAGACCCCAAGUUUUGCUAUUAUGUCAAUACAUUUUUUACUCAUUUUAGUGUAUCUUAGAUUAUAUAUUAUGUUGUAUAAAAUUUCAUACAUUUGUGUUUA
Molecule: messenger RNA, 1873 nt
Organism: Hibiscus syriacus
Lineage: Eukaryota; Viridiplantae; Streptophyta; Magnoliopsida; Malvales; Malvaceae
Product: peptidyl-prolyl cis-trans isomerase CYP57-like
Exons: 10
Coding region: 115-1602 (495 amino acids)
Biological process (GO): protein folding; protein peptidyl-prolyl isomerization
Cellular component (GO): catalytic step 2 spliceosome
Molecular function (GO): peptidyl-prolyl cis-trans isomerase activity
Source: RefSeq, a predicted model, not a curated record